Symbiodinium sp. CCMP2456 is the source of this 1179-nucleotide messenger RNA. The record is from the annotation of a GenBank genome assembly. NCBI's taxonomy places the organism in Eukaryota, Dinophyceae, Suessiales, Symbiodiniaceae.
AUGAUGCGGCUUCUCCUGGCAUGGUCACUCCAUUGUUUGGCGGCCAGGUUGGCCAGAGCGAGAGACGAGGAUUGCUCACAUGGAUAUUUCCAGCCUCCUCCGCGACCGCAAGAUCCAACUGAGCACAACGGCCAGGCGCUCCGGGAUGCAUGCUUCGGGAAGGAUGCCUCCAUGCACAUCUUCGUGAUCGGCGACUGGGGCGGCGUGAAGUACACAGCAGAAAUGCCCAUCAUGCCGGCGGACCAUCGAUCCACGCUUUUUCCGAAGAGGCACCGGAAGUUCGUUGAAGGUGUCGAUGACUGCGCGCAGCAGCGGGUGGCUGGACAGAUGCUGAACUGGGCCAUGCACAGCGCACCCGACUACAUUCUCAAUGUAGGAGAUAAUUUCUAUUGGGGCGGUGCAGACAGCAACUGCAGCUCCAACGCGAUCGUCAACGGAUUCAGCUGGCACCAGUGGCAGCCGAUUUACGAAGACAUGUACACAGGUCCGGGUAUCGAUGGACGGCAGUGGCUGGGAAUCCUGGGGAACCACGACUAUGGAGGCUUCCUCUUCACAUCAGGCUGGCACGAGACGAUUUGGUACACCUGGGCAGAUCACGCUGGUGCCUCCAAGAGAUGGCUGACGCCCGCCCAGUUCUGGAAGGUCAAGGUGCGCUAUCCUGACUUCUCAAUCGACUACUAUUUUCUCGACAGCAACGUCCACAACGUAUGGGAGCCGAACAAAACCGUUGGACACAACAUCUGUAGCGACAAGUACAAUGCCAACAACUCGACGUGCCCACUCACUGGACCUUUCAGUUUAGCUUCCUGCCAUGGCUGGUUCGGCACCCUCUGGGAGGUUCAGAGCAGGUGGCUGGACCAGCGAUUGGAAGCAUCAGUUGCCGAGUGGCAGAUAAUUGUCUCGCACUUCCCGCCGGAGUACAACGCGAAGUUCUGGGUUAAGUUGGGGCGCAAGCGCGGUAUCGACUUGUUCAUCAGUGGGCAUCGCCACUACCAGCAGCUUACACUGAAGGGUGAGACGACCAAGACUGCGCCCAAGUUUCCUUUCACGACCAUCAUCUCCGGUGGCGGUGGUGGAAUCACGUCAGAUCGGCAUCCAGAGCUGUAUGGCCUCGAUGAUGCGUACGGUUUCUUUGCCACCUGGCAUCUGGAAGUCUUGGGUCGCAGGGCCUCGGGGUGA